Messenger RNA from Populus nigra (black poplar), 745 nucleotides. RefSeq lists its product as uncharacterized. The record is from RefSeq and is a predicted model, not a curated record. The transcript has 3 exons. Gene Ontology annotation, molecular function: metal ion binding. Lineage: Eukaryota; Viridiplantae; Streptophyta; Magnoliopsida; Malpighiales; Salicaceae. The coding region runs from base 127 to 531 and encodes 134 amino acids.
AAUUCAGGCCUCACAUGUCUCAGAUGCAUGUAUUUAUCUUAAUUAAAUUAGCCCCCCCUCCCACACCUCUAUAUAUAUACUCUCAGUAUUUCCAUCGUCUCAUCGGAUCAAAGCAUACACAAAACCAUGGAAGAAACGAAAGUCACAACGAUGGAGAUUAAGGUGGUUGACCUUGGAUGCGAAAAAUGCCACAAGAAAAUCAAGAGAGUACUGUGCGCUAUCCCUCAAAUCCAGAACCAGGAAUAUGUCGAGAAGGAAAACACAGUGACAAUCACUGUGGUGGGUUGCUGUCCUGAAAAGAUCAAGAAAAAAAUAUACUGCAAAGGAGGUCCAACUGUCAUGUGCGUGAAGAUCAAGCCACCUCCGGAUGAAACACCAAAACCAGUGACAAUCACAGUACCUGUUGUCAUCACUUUUGUAUGCAAUCACUUUUGUAUGCCAACACCUCCUCCAUAUUGUAGAUGGUCAGAGUGUGAUCUAUGGGGAGAUGGAUGUUGUAGUUGCCGAAGUGCAUAUGUCUGUGAAGACUAAUAUCCCUCGGCGCCAUGCACAAUCAUGUAAAGGGAAAUCAAGUUUCAGAAGACCGAUGGUUUGAGUCAACGUCCAACAUCAACCAUUGGAUUCAAAUCCAGUGGUCAUGAUGGGCCUUAGUGUUGUUGUGUUCAUAAUAUCAUCCAGUGGUCAUGAUGGGCCUUAGUGUUGUUGUGUUUAUAAUAUCAUCCAGUGGUCAUGUUUGGUCAGCAAA